UGAAUGUGUAAAAUUACUUUUAUUGUAUUUGAAAAAUACUAGUAAUAAAAUUUUCGCACACUCUUUUGACAUUGUAACACAAAUCCCUUCAUUCAUCUAUUGCACUGAAAACUGCAAUUUUACCGCAAUCUCCCCCAAAUAAACAAAGUUUCCCUCUUUCGCCUUCUAAUCCCCAGCCACCGUCGCCGCCGCCGUCGACACCCACGCCCUCACUGCCCCUCCUCGCUGUUCGCAGCUGUAGCUGAUUCUCAUGGGUGAGCAGACCCACACCCAAAUCGAAGCCCUACAUAAACCAGAAUCACAAAUCGAAACCACCAAUUCGCAACAAGAUUCUAAGUCCCAACCAUCACCCUUCAAAUCGUCGCCGAAUUCCGACCCCAAUCUCCAAAUCUCUCAUCCCCAGCCCGCCACCUCCGCAGCUGAGGCAUCACCCGCCAUCCCCACCGAGAUCUCCCACAAUAAUCCCCACAAUCCUUCCAAAAUUCCAAUUCGACCUCAAAAAAUCCGUAAGCUAUCGGCUCAGACCACCGGCGUUGAGAAGCUAGCGACCGAUGAUGCGUCUGCCUCCGCUUCGUCUUCUUCAGCUAUCAGUCCAGCCUCCACUGCCGCUACAUCCGUCGCCAUUACUUCCGCUACGCCGGCUUCCGCGAAGAACCGGCGGCGUAGCGCCUCCCAUGCUUCUAGAGUUCUUCCCCAAGUUAUCAAACCGUUGUCGGCCGAUGGAGAAAUUGAAUUAGCCAUCCGAUACAUACGUGCGGCUGAUCCUUUACUGGGCCCACUGAUUGAUACCCACCCGCCGCCGCAGUUUGAGAUCCACCACCCCCCAUUCCUCGCUCUCACCAAGAGCAUUCUUUAUCAGCAGCUAGCCUACAAAGCUGGAACUUCUAUCUACACACGUUUCGUCUCGCUCUGCGGUGGAGAGGAAGCCAUUUGCCCUGAUUCUGUCCUUGCUCUCUCUUCCCAACAGCUUAAGCAGAUUGGGGUUUCUGGCCGCAAAGCUAGCUAUUUGUACGACCUGGCAAAUAAAUAUAAAUCAGGGAUUCUAUCGGAUGAUACAGUGGUGAAAAUGGACGAUCGGUCAUUGUUCACGAUGCUUUCUAUGGUGAAGGGGAUAGGAUCAUGGUCUGUCCAUAUGUUUAUGAUAUUCUCACUGCACAGACCAGAUGUUUUGCCAGUGAGUGAUUUAGGGGUUAGGAAAGGGGUGCAGUACUUGUAUGGCUUGGAGGAGUUGCCUCGGCCUUCCCAGAUGGAGCAGUUGUGUGAGAAGUGGAAGCCUUAUAGAUCAGUUGGGGCGUGGUACAUGUGGCGGUUCAUUGAAGUGAAAGGACCCCCAGCUGGCGGUUCUAUGGUGUCUCUUAAUGGUGGUGUUGCCCAGCCUCUGCAGCAGAUAGAGCCACAUCAGGAUGGGCACCAGCAUCAGCAUCAGCUGCAGUUUGUGGAACCAGUUAAUGGCAUUGGCAAUAUCGGGGCAUGUAUCUGGAACCAAUGACUACGAAGUGCCAGUCUGCUGCUGAUAUAAUGAUUGAGAAAUUUCUUUGCUUCCUCUUAACGGGAUCAGAUACUCGAUAAAUUCCAGCUUGAAUUGAGAAGAAGUUUUCAAGAAUCUUGGCACAGAGUUUCAAUGCUACUUAUGUAAGCAAUAUCCUGCUAUUUUAGCUUUAACAACUCGACUGUAUAAACUUUUUCUAGAGUUGAUGGAAGCUAGGAUUUCUGGAGGAUUUGAAUUGGUAUCAAUCUGGAACGUCGCUUAUUGAAAUCCCAGAAUUGAUUUAGUGUUUAGUUGUUUACUGGUUAUGAUCAGUUCGUGAGUCUUUAUAUAAGCUGUAUCGAGACAUACUGCUGGUGGUUGGACAGGAAAAUUUUUAAUUCUUUGAUAUCAUUUUCUGUA
This is a messenger RNA of Salvia miltiorrhiza (redroot sage), 1888 nucleotides long. RefSeq lists its product as uncharacterized. The record is from RefSeq and is a predicted model, not a curated record. The transcript has 2 exons. The coding region runs from base 251 to 1489 and encodes 412 amino acids. Gene Ontology annotation, cellular component: nucleus; protein-DNA complex. NCBI's taxonomy places the organism in Eukaryota, Viridiplantae, Streptophyta, Magnoliopsida, Lamiales, Lamiaceae. Gene Ontology annotation, molecular function: alkylated DNA binding; DNA-7-methylguanine glycosylase activity; DNA-3-methyladenine glycosylase activity. Gene Ontology annotation, biological process: DNA alkylation repair; base-excision repair; base-excision repair, AP site formation.